CUUCCACCCGGGCACGGUGGGGUGAGCGCUGCCUGCUUCCCCCCUGCUGAUGGAUGCUGCAGCCAGCAGCCCCCUCGGCUGGCUCUGUGCAGGUGCCACCAGGCUUUUUGGGGUCACCAUGGCCCGCAGGAGCCCGCUGCACAGAGCCAAGGUGCUGCUCUGCAGCCUCCUGCCUGCCCUGCUGUGCGUGGCCACGCUGGGGGCUGGCCAGGGGCUGGGGGUGUUUGUGGCCAUGUGCCUGCUCUGCUCCGUGUGCCUGGGGGACAGGGACCUGCUGCCCGUGGGGGACAGAGCCGUGCUCAUCACAGGAAGUGACACUGGGAUUGGACAUGCCCUGGCUAAGCACCUGGACAGCCUGGGGUUCGUUGUGUUUGCUGGGGUUUUGGACAAGGAUGGCCCCGGGGCUGCGGAGCUGCGGCGCUCCUGCUCCCAGAGACUCUGUGUCCUGCAGCUGGACAUCACCAACACCAGCCAGGUCAGGGAGGCCUACCUGACAGUCUCACAGAAGGUGCAGAAUGCAGGGCUCUGGGGUGUCGUGAACAAUGCAGGAAUCCUGGGCUUCCCUGCUGAUGGGGAGCUGCUCCCCAUGAGCACCUACAGGCACUGCAUGGAAGUGAACUUCUUUGGGGCUGUGGAGGUGUCCAAGACCUUCUUGCCGUUGCUGAGGAAGUCACAGGGGAGGCUGGUGAACAUGUCCAGCAUGGCAGGAGGCAUUCCACUACCGAGGUACGCAGCGUACGGGGCAUCCAAAGCAGCUCUGUCCAUGUUUUCUGGAGUAAUGAGGCAAGAGCUUUCCAAAUGGGGCAUUAAAGUCAUGGCAAUUCAUCCAUCAGGCUUCAGAACAGGUAUCGAAGGCACAGCAGAGCAGUGGGACAGGCAGGAGAAGGAGCUGAUGGAGAACCUCCCUGCAGACACCAGGCAGGCCUAUGGCGAGGAAUAUCUCCUGGGGCUGAGGGAUUACCUGCUCCACCUGCCCUCCCACUGUGCCCCCGACCUGUCCCCUGUGCUGGGCUCUGUCCUGCAUGCUCUGCUGGCCAGGAGACCCCAGGGCCUCUACACCCCUGGCAAGGGAGCCUACGCCCCCCUCUGCAUCUUCUGCUGCUUCCCCCUCUGGUUCUACGACUUCUUCAUCAGCAAGGUGCUGAGUGCUGGCUCUGUCCCAAGGCAGCUGAGGACAUCAGGAGACGAAGGCAAGAACCUCUGAGGUGCCCACUGGUGUUUGUCUCACCGAUGAGGGAGCUGGGAAGAGCUCUGGACAGACACUGCUGCUUAUUGUGCUUUGUUAAUUGCAUUAACAUUAAAUCUUUGUGUUAAGAGUCAUGUUUGGGAAAAGCAGUGGGUAAGCAUAAAUAGAAAGCUAUUCCCAGAUGGGGCAUUUUUUGAGGAAUUUCAGUAUUUUCUUGUUGUCUUUGUGUCCUGCUUUCUGUGUAAGGUACCUCAUGAAAUUAUAUAAUUCCUGUCUGCUUCUAAGGGCAUCACCAACAUGCAGAGAUGCAGAACAUGUUUUGUUAAAGCAAAACCAAAACCUCUAGAGAGUCACCAGCCUGAACUCUUGUAAAAAGUUAAAUAUAUUCCUGUUGUUGAAGAGACUUAGAACUGUAUAAUGCAAGUCUUUUUCUCUACAGCUUCAGCCUAAUGUGUUUGGGGUCUGGUGUUUUCAUUCUGUUGCUGUUGAACCUGAGAAAUGAUUGUCCUUUCCCCCCAAAUUUUGUAAUGUAUACAUUCAGUUUCAAUGCAUAGUUUUAAAGUUUGUAAUGUGUUCUCUUUGCUAGAAUAAGCAACAUAAAUUGGUUGGGGGGGAAUGGAUGGAGACAGAUCAAGAUCUUUAUGAAGAGAGAAACAAUUUCCUUCCUACAGUACUAAAAAUAGUCAUGGUGGGUGUAUCAGCUGCUAUUUUGAUCUGUCUGGUCAUUCUGUGCAUUGCCUGUAUAUGCCUGUGCUUAUCUAAUUGUGAGUAAACUCUGAUGUCACUUC
This is a messenger RNA of Melospiza melodia melodia, 1974 nucleotides long. RefSeq names its product hydroxysteroid 17-beta dehydrogenase 2 (gene HSD17B2). The transcript is spliced from 5 exons. The record is from RefSeq and is a predicted model, not a curated record. Gene Ontology annotation, cellular component: intracellular membrane-bounded organelle. Gene Ontology annotation, biological process: steroid metabolic process. NCBI's taxonomy places the organism in Eukaryota, Metazoa, Chordata, Aves, Passeriformes, Passerellidae. Gene Ontology annotation, molecular function: testosterone dehydrogenase (NAD+) activity; estradiol 17-beta-dehydrogenase [NAD(P)+] activity. The coding region runs from base 50 to 1204 and encodes 384 amino acids.